AUGACUCUGCUCAAUGGACACGACUCCGGCACAAGCGCUGAGCAAUCCCCGCAGCGCGUUAGUAACCUGCCUGGCUAUACUACCCCCAUAUUCAAAGGUAAAGAUGAACAACGCGCCAAGGUGCAGGUUGAUGUCAUUGCCAAGGGAUUCAUUCCCCGCGAGCUAGUCGCGAACGAGGUCAACUGGUUCUACUCUCAACUCGGCAUCGAUGACACCUACUUUCAUAACGAAUCGUCAUCUGUGAUAUCUGAUCACAUCAUUGCACUCUUCGGUGCCAAGAUUCUCGCAUACACGAAGCACGACCUCAGUAAGCUCGUCAUCGAUCUCGAGAAAGUCGACGAAACAGGAAAUGGGGCAACAUUCAUUCAUACCAGUUUGCCGGGCGUGACUUCUACCGAGGGCCCUGGCGCUACUUGCGAAUCGAGAAUUGACUCUUUAUACCUCGACAAUUCGACUCCGUCAGAAUGUUACCGCCUUGAGACUUUCCGAUCCACUGGAUCUAUAUCAGUAACAGCAUCCAAACAGUUGCGCUGUUACUUCAUUUCCAAGUGCAAUUUCAUUUCCCCACCCCCGCCCCCGCCCUCAAUUCGGACGGAUGGACGUACCGAUAUCCGUACUGUCUCCGACAGUGCUUUCCUCGAACGAGCGAGCUCGCAUACUCUUCGGGUAUACCAGAAGAUCAUGUGGCAAGUCGAGAGUCGCUAUGGUCCUGUCAUGGAAGUAUUUGAAGUUGAAGGCACUCGUGAAAGGCGUCUUGUCAUCGGAUACAAGAUGGGCGGCACUUCCCGGUUCUUCAGCGCACUCUCGAACCUCUAUCACUUUUACCAGCUGUACUCGGCCCGAAAGUAUGUGGAGCAGUUCUCCAAUGGGAUCACGAUCAUCUCUCUAUACCUGAACCCGAUGCAUAAUUCAACAGCCGCACCCAUUGAGCACUCUAUCUUCCAGGUGAUGAAAGAGGCAUCUCUGCUGUAUUGUCUUCCCGACAACCCCUUUUUCCUUGAUUCCGUCAACUCUGGGCAUGCUGUGCAAGAGGCGACCUAUGCUUAUUGUGGUUGGGUUUUCGCUCAACACUUCUGCAAUCGCUUGGGUCCCGCAUACCACCACCUCAAGAGUAUCUUGGACGAAUCGAAUCCCUCGCACGCUGAGGUGCUCAAUGAUAUCAAGAGACGUUUCAGAGAGGAAACUUUCACGCGGGAGAGUAUUGCUCAAGUCAUCCACGCACAUGCAGAAAUUAUUCGCCUUCUCUAUGUCAACUUCGCCAUGGUACACUAUCCAUCUGCUGAUCAGGCGUCGCGGCUGCGUCCUACUCUCUCCUACCAGCGUCUUCAAACCACGCAGCCCCUGUCUGACUCUGAACUGCAUGAUAAAAUCAGACGUGCAGUUCCGAACAAGCAGGAUCUACAAGUUCUCGAGAGCUUCCUCAUUUUCAACAAGCACAUUCUGAAGACGAAUUUCUAUCAACCAACCAAAGUCGCACUGUCGUUCCGUCUGUCCCCAAAAUUUUUACCCCAGGGUGAAUAUCCGCAACCGCUUUUCGGAAUGUUCCUCGUGAUCGGAAACGAAUUCCGUGGCUUUCACAUUCGCUUUAGAGAUGUUGCCCGCGGCGGUAUUCGUAUAGUCAUGUCGAGGAACGAGGAGAACUACAUUAUCAACAAGCGGAUGCUAUUCGACGAGAACUACGGAUUAGCUGCCACACAAUCUUUGAAGAACAAGGACAUUCCCGAAGGAGGCGCCAAGGGUACUAUUUUGCCUUCUCUUGGAGCGCCGCCCAGACGCUGCUUCGAGAAGUACAUUGAUGCUAUCAUCGACCUACUUAUCCCUAGUCAAAGUUCAGGGAUUAAGGAACGCCAGGUUGACUUGUAUGGCAAACCGGAUUUAUUAUUCUUCGGGCCUGAUGAGGGUACAGCAGACAUGAUGGACUGGGCGGCAUUGCACGCUCGUGAUCGUGGUGCCGAGACAUGGUGGAAGACGUUCACCACUGGCAAGAGUGCUCAGCUUCUGGGCGGUGUUCCCCAUGAUAUAUAUGCCAUGACGUCGCUGUCCAUUCGCCAAUAUGUGCUCGGCAUUUACAAGCAACUUGGACUGAGGGAGAAGGAUAUUACCAAAGUUCAGACUGGUGGUCCUGACGGAGAUCUUGGUUCAAAUGAGAUACUAUUGAGUUCUGACAAGACCAUUGCUGUUAUUGAUGGCAGCGGUGUCCUUGCCGACCCUGUAGGUAUCAACAGGAAUGAACUCAUCCGCCUCGCCAAAUUACGCGUACCCGUGUCUCACUUCGACAAGACCAAAUUGAGCAAGGACGGAUACCUUGUCAAGAUCGAGGAACAGGACAUCAAGCUACCCUCCGGAGAAGUCGUUCUCGACGGUACCGACUUCAGGAACGGGGCUCACUUCCGUUUUAAGGCAGAUCUUUUUGUGCCAUGCGGUGGACGUCCUGAAGCAGUGAACGUCUCCAAUGUUGCUGCUUUGAUGGAUACGGAAGGAAAACCCCACUUUAAGUACAUCGUCGAGGGUGCGAAUUUGUUCUUCACUCAGCAGGCGCGGUUGCACUUGGAGAAACGCAGGGUUAUCGUAUUUAAAGACUCCAGUGCGAACAAGGGUGGUGUUACCAGCUCUUCGCUUGAAGUACUCGCCGGUCUCGCCCUCACGACCCAGGAAUACCUCGACCUCAUGAUUUUCAAGGACGGCAAGCCAUCAGACUUCUACCAAACCUACGUUAAAGACAUUCAAGCCAAGAUUGCUGAGAACGCCGCAGCAGAAUUCCACUGCAUUUGGCAAGAACACGCCCGCUUACAAGGCGCUAAGCCCCGGACACAGAUCUCGGACGAGCUCUCUAUCAUGCUCAUCGAAUUGCAAGAUAAGCUUGAACAUUCCGACUUGUUUGAUGAUGUCCCAAGCCGCAAGGGGGUCAUGAGAAUUGCCAUUCCCAGAACUCUGGUGGACCAGGUCGGUCUAGACACCCUGCUGGAGAGGCUUCCCGAGCCAUACCAGCGCGCUCUGUUCUCGAGCUGGGUUGCUUCACAUUUCCUUUAUAAAUACGGUGUUCACAGUUCCACUAUAGAUUUUUUCCAUUUCGCUCGGGAUCUUGCACGGGAAUAA
This is a messenger RNA of Suillus paluster, 3096 nucleotides long. RefSeq names its product NADH-dependent glutamate dehydrogenase. The coding region runs from base 1 to 3096 and encodes 1031 amino acids. NCBI's taxonomy places the organism in Eukaryota, Fungi, Basidiomycota, Agaricomycetes, Boletales, Suillaceae. The transcript is spliced from 18 exons. Gene Ontology annotation, molecular function: L-glutamate dehydrogenase (NAD+) activity. The record is from RefSeq and is a predicted model, not a curated record. Gene Ontology annotation, cellular component: mitochondrion.